AUGGCAUUCCCAAUCAGCUACCCCGUCGUCGACGGGCCUGGCCGCCUCACCGAGAUCUGCACCUUCCGCAGCGAGAUUGCAACGUCCGUAGCCAAGUUCCCAAUCUCUCGCCAGGGCAUUGUGGGGGUUCAAACGGCCGACCGCCAGGUUGUGGCCAUGCUCGCCGACUGGACCUCGGCCGCCGAGAAGGAUCAGUUUGAGCCGGGUGAGCAGUACCAGUCCGUGAAGCCGAGCUUUGGCAAAAUCAUUGACGGCGCCAACCCGAGCUUUGCCUGCCACCAUAUCAUCCUGCCCACUGGCUCCGACAAGACGCCACAUGCGGCUUCCUACAUUGUCUCGCACGCGACCGUGCCCCAGGCCGACCAGGCCGCUGCAGCCACGGCCUACGCCGAGUUUGUCAAGUCGCCGGCUCACUUUGACUUUCUUGCUGUGGCCCCCGCGCGCGAGGAUGCCAAUGUGCUCGUGACGCUGACGGGCCACAAGGAUGCAGCGACAGCGGCGGCGUUCCGGCAGUCGGAUGUGUACAAAAAGCUGCAGGCCACGGUGGCCAAGGUGGCGACGGCCACAAGCAGCUACGACGUUGAGUAUCGGUCGUCAGAUGUGUACUAA
Molecule: messenger RNA, 609 nt
Organism: Sporothrix schenckii 1099-18
Lineage: Eukaryota; Fungi; Ascomycota; Sordariomycetes; Ophiostomatales; Ophiostomataceae
Exons: 2
Coding region: 1-609 (202 amino acids)
Source: RefSeq, a predicted model, not a curated record